Messenger RNA from Triplophysa rosa, 13849 nucleotides. Its product is annotated as potassium/sodium hyperpolarization-activated cyclic nucleotide-gated channel 2-like. The record is from RefSeq and is a predicted model, not a curated record. The transcript has 9 exons. Gene Ontology annotation, biological process: potassium ion transport; transmembrane transport. Gene Ontology annotation, cellular component: membrane. Bases 1973 to 5269 code for a protein of 1098 amino acids. Gene Ontology annotation, molecular function: voltage-gated potassium channel activity. Lineage: Eukaryota; Metazoa; Chordata; Actinopteri; Cypriniformes; Nemacheilidae.
CCCUCUCCCUCUCCCUCUCCCUCUCUCUCUCUCUCUCUCUCUCUCUCUUCCACACAUUCAGUGACUUUUUAAUUCAAGGCAACUUUUUUUUUAACUUAUUUAAAGUUGAUGAUUUGUUUUGUAAAUCAUAAUAAAGAAGGAGAAGAAGAAUGUACCUCUGCUGAUGAUGAAACAUUUCAUAAAGUCUGUCUCCACAGAUGACAAACACACGUUGACUUGAGAGUUUCUGUAAAAUGUUCGGAAUGUUCAAGGGCGUUUUAUGAGUGCUGAAUAGGGGCAUGGGUAAGACACGGGUUUACUGUCAUCUUUAAUUUAUAGUCAUUUUAAAGAAAUUGUGUUUUAACUGGCCUGUCAUCACCAUGAACAAAAAAAUAUGAAAAGAGUUUUAAAGGGCUCAUGCCAUGUUUCUUAGAAUUAAACUUCUGGCUCAGUAAACAGCACUGAUGGGUUAAGAGGUAGAUGUCGGUCUAAUCUUGUUAUUGCUGCACACUAAAUAUGUUUUUAGAAAUUUUAGCAUGAUCCUAAUUUACUUCCAUCACGUGAUAGAUGUUAGCAGUGGUUUGUUUGUUUUUAUUCUGUUAUUAUAAGACAGAACAGACGAAUUUACUUGAAGCCAUAGUAACUGUGACAAUAAACUAGCUUACAUAUCAGUGCAAGGCCACUUAAAGGGACAGUUAAUCCCAAAACUAAAAUUCUGUCAUCAUUUACUCACUCUCAAGUUGUUCCAAAUCUGUAUAAAUUCCUUUGUUCUGUUGAACACAGAAAGAUAUUUGGAAGAAUGCUUGUAACCAAACAGUUCUUGGACCCCAUUGACUCCCAUAGUUGGAAAAUUGCUUUAUAAAUGUUCUGUUGCUUAUAAAUGUAAAUAUCUUUCUUCUGAACACAGAAGAUAUUUUGAAGAAUGUUGGACUGCGAACAGUUCUGCGGCACUUUUGACUACCAUUGUCAUUUUUCCUACUAUGGUAGUCAAUGGUGGCCAAGAACUGUUUGGUUAUAAAAAAUAUUAAAUAUAAAAAAAUAUUUAUACAGAUUUGGAACAACUCGGGGUGAGUAAAUGAAUUUUCAUUUUUGGGUGAACUGUCCCUUUAAGUGUCUCUUGGCCUUACACUGAGAUGUAAGCUAGUUUAUUGUCACCGUUAUGAAUGCCUUCAUGUAAAUUCAUCUAGUCUUUCUGAUCUACCUGAAAAUCCCUAAAAUGUACUCCUUAACACUGAGACCACAGACACGAUAAGCGCUUCCUCAUGUGCUGCUUUUCUUGAAAUGGAUUAAAGCUGUAAAAUGUGUCUGCAGAGAUGGCUCUCUUCUGCCUUUCUCAAGUAUGAACUUGCUGUAGUUAUUACAAGAAACGCGGUGUAGAAGCGAUCUCGACACUUCUCAAAGUCCUUAACCCAAAUUAUUGUUGUGUAGCUUGGAUCAAUUUUAAACAAUUGUAGACAUGAAUGACCUCUCACACCGUGUGACUUGUGGAGGUGUUGUCAUUAUUUUUCUAGCACGAUUAGAAAAAUAGAUUUUCUGAAGUAUAAAUCUCUAAAAAACGUUUUUUAAAUGAUCUCAUAGCAAUCCCAAGUGUCUGGAAAGGUUUUACACACACAAUUCCUCUCACGCCUUCAAAAGAUCUUUUCAAACUGUGUACCUUUUAAAAUCGCAGGCACCUUUUUUGGAACUUUGCCUUUUAUGCAAAUGAUCCCUAAAGCAUCACACUUAAAUGUGUCAUACCAGGAAGUGAGUGCCGGCAUUCUGUCCUGCAGACAGAGAGAGAGAGCUAGUGCUGGUCAGGUUAAACACUUCCCGAGUGGGAAGCAGACAGUGCAGUAGGGAGCAUGGCGACCUCAGUGACCUCUAGAGGAUAAAACGCCCCAUCACUGAAGGGACACGUUGCUUUUCUCUUUGCUGGGCUCAGACAACCUUUCAAUGUCAUUGCUUCUGGCUGUUCUCAAGAUAAUUACACACCCAAUCUGAUCCAGUGGAUGACAUGGACCGGAAUGAGCCGUCGCCCGGUUCAGAUGUCGCCAUGAAGAACAAAUCUGCCCAUAACAGCACAGCCGGGCACAACUGCACCGGUAACAUCGCCCCGAAGAGUUGCGUGGAGUCAAACCCCGAUGCCAACCUGAAACCCAAUCACGUCGCCAUGGAGGAGGCGGAUGAGGCGGAGGAAGAGUCCAAGUUUCAUCAUCCUCGACUGAGGAGAGCCGGCGGAGGAGGAGGGGGAGGGAACAGCAUCCGGAUUAAAAGCUGCACGCCAGGAGGAGGAGCCGCGACAAGGAGCUCCGCGCACCUUGAGUCCAGUGCCACAGAUGCGCGCCCGGGUGAAGCUGAUGCUGCGGGUCGCCACGACACCGUCAAAGGUAAAGCGUCAACCGUAGUGGCCAGCGUGACCGUGGAGCCUUGUAAUGUUGCAGGUGAAGCCGAAAGCAACACGCCAGCGCCGGUUUCCAGCAUGAAAUGCAACAAAAACGGAGAAUGCAGGCGGGACUCCGGUACGGGGAGCCUGCGGUCCAUCAUGUCCAAGCAGGAAGGGAAUAAACGGGCAGCCUGCAAUUCAACGACCAGCAUGGACGGAACCACCACUCCCAUCGGCUCCCUGACUCAGGACGCCGGCACGACGCCCGUUUCCAGCGGAGUCCCGGAGAAGAAGGACUCGAAAGUGUCCUUUUCCAACGCCCCGAGUCGGAAAGCCUCUUCCUCCAUCCACGGCACCCAGCAGCAGCCCCGGAACUCGGUGACGUUUCUCAAAUCCGAGGAUGGUCCUCAGAUCGUGGCCGAGGAUAGCGACACCAGGGACAGCCAGGCGAGCUUCAUGCAGCGGCAGUUCAGCAGCAUGCUGCAGCCCGGGGUGAAUAAAUUCUCUUUACGCAUGUACGGGAGUCAGAAAGCGGUGGAGAAAGAACAGGAGCGGGUGAAAUCUGCGGGCAACUGGAUCAUUCACCCCUACAGUGACUUCAGAUUCUACUGGGACUUUUCUAUGCUCCUCUUUAUGGUGGGCAACCUGAUCAUUAUCCCCGUCGGCAUCACCUUCUUCAAGGAAGAGACCACCACGCCCUGGAUCAUCUUCAACGUGGUGUCCGACACCUUUUUCCUCAUGGACCUGGUGCUGAACUUCCGCACAGGCAUCAUUAUCGAGGACAAUUCGGACAUCAUCCUGGAUCCCAAGACCAUCAAGAAGACGUAUCUGAGGACCUGGUUCGUGGUGGACUUCGUCUCGUCUAUUCCAGUGGAUUAUAUCUUCCUGAUUGUGGAGAGGGGCAUGGACUCAGAGAUGUAUAAGACAGCUCGGGCCCUGAGGAUUGUGCGUUUCACUAAGAUCCUGAGUUUGCUGAGGCUGCUGCGUCUCUCUCGUCUGAUUCGCUACAUUCAUCAGUGGGAGGAGAUCUUCCAUAUGACCUAUGACCUGGCGAGUGCAGUCAUCCGGAUUUUUAACCUGAUAGCCAUGAUGUUGUUGCUGUGUCACUGGGACGGCUGUCUGCAGUUUCUCGUGCCCAUGUUACAGGACUUUCCCUCCGACUGCUGGGUUUCCCUCAACAAGAUGGUGAAUGACACGUGGACUGAGUUGUAUUCGUUCGCCGUUUUCAAAGCCAUGAGUCACAUGUUGUGUAUAGGUUACGGUCGACAGGCUCCGGAGAGCCUCUCUGAUAUCUGGUUGACGAUGCUCAGUAUGAUUGUCGGGGCAACCUGCUACGCCGUCUUCAUCGGACACGCUACGGCCCUCAUCCAAUCCCUGGACUCAUCGCGACGUCAAUAUCAGGAGAAGUACAAACAAGUGGAACAGUACAUGUCCUUCCACAAACUUCCAGCAGAUUUCCGACAGAAAAUCCACGAUUAUUAUGAGCACCGCUACCAGGGAAAGAUGUUUGAUGAGGAAAGUAUCCUUGAGGAACUAAAUGAGCCGCUCAGAGAGGAAAUAGUGAAUUUUAACUGCCGGAAGCUGGUGGCCUCUAUGCCUCUAUUUGCCAACGCUGAGCCCAACUUUGUGACAGCCAUGCUAACAAAACUGCGGUUUGAGGUCUUCCAACCGGCCGACUACAUCAUCCGCGAGGGAACCAUCGGCAAGAAGAUGUACUUCAUCCAACACGGUGUCGUCAAUGUUAUUACCAAAGGAACUGUUGGCAUGAAACUUUCUGAUGGCUCCUAUUUUGGAGAGAUCUGUCUGCUGACCAGAGGUCGUCGUACGGCGAGCGUGCGAGCAGAGACCUACUGUCGCCUGUACUCUCUCUCCGUGGACAACUUUAAUGAGGUGUUGGAGGAAUACCCCAUGAUGCGGAGGGCAUUUGAGACCGUGGCCAUUGAUCGGCUGGAUCGCUUGGGAAAGAAGAAUUCCACCCUCAUGAACAAAGUCCAGCACGACUUAAACUCUGGCAUCUUAAACAACCACGAGAACGAGAUGAUCCAAGAGAUCGUGAAGUAUGACCGCGAGAUGGUGAAACUGAUAGAUCUUCAGCGACCACGUGCCAUGUCCAUGACGCCCUCCAUCCCCGGCGGGAUCUUCGCUCACCCCGGCCAAUCACAGGGCAGCUCUGCCAUUGCGACCCUCCAGCAGGCAGUUGCAAUGAGCUUCUGUCCGCAGUUCGGUGGCCCUAUGGUAGGGCCGAGCACCUUGCAGUCACCCAGGAUGGUACGACGGUUCCAGGUGGUGCAAAACCUCUCCAGCCCAGUCGCCGUGUCUCCUCAGCAGUCGCAGCCAUCGAGUUCGGUACCGCUCGGGGCAUUCACCGCCUUAGCAAUGGCCAGUACGCCGAUGCAAAGCCCGCUAAUGGCGCCAGGUGGCCGGACAUUUCAGUACGGGAGCGGCCCGAUGGGUGGCCGGUCCGGCUCUCAGCUGUCACUCAUCCAACAGCACGUCCCCAGUCCGACACAUCCCACCCUGCUCAAGGGCGCCAACCCUUUGCACCAAACGGGCAUGUUGACCCAGGAUGCCAGAGCUCUGUCUGCAUCCCAACCUUCUCUGCCCCAAGAUGGAGCGCCACCCAUCGGACCCAGCCCUCCGCCUUCGAACAACGCUUCCUCGACAUCGAUCGGCCCACCCCAAGCACCUCACCCUGCCGUCCCCGGGCCCUCUGGGGUCAUGAGGGCCGUGCCUCAGAGAAUAGUUCUGUCCCAUCAAGCAGCAGCAGCAGCAGUUGUAAAUUACCCUUCAACACCACCUCCGACGGGCACUUCACCUGGCUUGGUUGGUCCAGCACCUUUGGACUCUCCUAUACGCAAGAAAGAUUCCAUAGUCAGCCUUCCCGAAACGGACUACACAGCUCGAUCAAGGCUAUCGUCCAACCUCUGACGAGAACUUUGACUCUUCGAAAUACUUUUGGGUGUCACGGUUUAUUCUUAUUGCCCGAGUUCUGUACUCGUAGGGGCCGUCUCUAGCGAAGGUAAGCUCGUGGCUUUUCGUAAGAUACAAUGGGAGGACAGUCGGACAGAAUUAUCGCUACUAGAUUUAAAGUCUCUGCUACAAGUAGAUCAGCGAGGUUGGAUGCCUCUGUUCUACUUGCUUGUGUAGUUAGCGUUGACCCCUGUACAGCUUCCGAUGCCUCUUAAUAUAAUUGUCUUUAUCGUCCCGAAUGAAGAGGAGAACGUUUAAUCUGUUGCGUGGUGUGUUUCGUAGAGUUCAUGUGAUGCAAUGGGACAUGGCUUGGGUGACAUGGAAAUCAGGGACUUGAGAUGACAAAUAUGAAAUUUACUGCUUCGCAAAAGUGUUUGGAAACGCCUUCGUUCUUUCUGCAUAAGCUCUCUGUGUAGCAAUCUAAAUAACUGUCUUUCACACUGUUGUACGAUAUUAUAAAAAAAAGUAUUAAGGACCGCUGGUCGAUCUUAUAUCCACAUGUAAAUAAGAAGGUAAAAAAGGGAAAAAACAUUAUAAUAGCAAAACAACAAUUGUAUGUACUCGAAAACCAAAGUUGAGCUAGAACACAAAUUUUGGUUGUGUCUGUGUCAACUGAGCAAAAGAAGUCCAAUGGAAACGUCCUCUAUUUAACUGCCUUGAUUCGAAGUUUAGAAGCCAUAUACAUGGUUUGUGUGCGUGCGUGUGUGUAUUAGUUUGCGCGCUUGAUCACAUAUGCUUUUUAUUCGUUUAAUUUAUAAAUCUGUUUUAGCGAAAUGGAGCGGUGCUCACUUUGUGGUAUGCUUGUAUUUUUACAUGGUUUUGUCGGGCAAGUCGAGUGAAUUUGUUAACCGAGGCAAAAAAGACUUGAACACUUUGGGUUUUCAGUGCAAAACCUGUUCAAUUAGAAAAUUUACAAAACCAAAAGAUUCAUAUUUAUGUGACUCGUGCUGUUUUUGUGAUCCGCACAUGCAAUAUAAUUCUGCAAUAUUCUUGCCCUGCCUUUUUAUAUAAACGUCAAAUAGCAGCGUAAGCAAUGACAUCAGCGUUAUUCAAAGAAUAUUGAAGUCCUCGUGUGGAUGAGGUCAUGCAGAUCUUGGAGAUGUUUUCAUUUUCAAGCAUUUGGCCAUUUAUUUAUAUCUGGAUGGAUCUUUUCAGGAUAUUUCAGUGUUUUUUUUAACGUAAAACCUUUUUCUGUGUAGUUUUUUUCCAUAUUGUUUGGCAUCACAAUAAAAAAACCUAUAGUUGAAAAGAUUAUAUAUAUAUAUAUAUAUAAUAUUUACUUGGUAUGAAAUAAUAGAAUAUAAUAUUAUUUAAAGCAGAUUAAUGUUGUAAAUUCUUCUAUAUCUAUCUAUUUAUUCUAUAUUUUACAGUUAAUUAAUGACUUUUUUUAUAAUGUUGCGUGCUCUCCUGUCGUCGUAAAAAUAGAUCAUAAUUUGCACAAACGAAUAUCUAAAACAUGCUGCAUUUAAAUGACGUGUAAAUUUAAAGCAGAGUUUGCCAGUGGCUGAAUGGUUGGGUUGUUGAUUCAUGAAUCUGUUUCUUUAUAAGAAUGUAGAUGUCUGUUUCAUUGUCAACUGCUGCAGUUUUUUCUCACUUGAACUUUGAAACUAUAAAUAUGAUGUUGUAAAUUAUUGUAUGUGCGAGGCUGGGCAGUGUCAUGGAUCCGGACAUGAAUUUUGGUGCAAAAAGGAGUUUUGAAUGUGCGUGAAAUGGAAUCUGAAUAUUAAUAACUGCCAUGUAAAUAGAUAAGUAACAAUGCAGAAUGAGUCUGUGGGUUUGUAGUAAUCACAUCAGAAAAACCUGGGUAUGUCUAGGAUGCUUUUAUUUUUCUGAAUCUCGCUUCGCUGCCAGUGAUUCUUGUGGUCGUACUGUAAGUCUGAACCUGAUUUUUAUACCACAAAGCACACGGUGUCCCCAUUAGCGCUGUCUAGAGGACAGAAAAAAAAUCAUCACAAAUCAUCACAUUCCCAAAGGCCAAAUGCUUUCUGAACAGAUUUGUGCGAUUAAAAUGGGUAGCUCAUUCGACUAUACAAAACAAAAGCAUCUAUUACAAAAAAUCUUCAUGAAUUUUACAUUUUUUUCCCACAUUGGUGUCAUGGAAAUUAAAAAAUGAAAAUAUUCUAAAACCAUUUUCGCAUGUAAAUUUCAUUUUUUUCUGUUAGGGUUAUUAUCGCCAAAAUCGACUAAAACUUUUUUUUGCAUUGCUAUUGAUUUUGUUUAUUAAUUUUUGUUAUUUAUUGCUCUAAACAGACAUGGGUGAAAUGCAAAACAGGAUUUUCUUACUCAGUAUUUCUGUCUGGAUUUUUCCAAAUACCAAAAUAUUAAAUCAGAAAUGCCUCAAGAUAUUAAGUGUUGUUUUUUGCUUGACAAAUUAUCUAAAUUACAUAGGUUUAAUCUUAAAACAAGAAAAUACAACAUUUAUGAAAUCUUAAAAUUGCAUUUAGGCUUAUAAGUACAUUUUUCUUACACCAUUGGCAAAUAUUUUUAUGUUUUUAAACAAACUCACUUAAUUUUGAGAAUGUUUUCAUAAGCAAGACUUAUGCUGCGUCCCAAUUCGCCUACUUAUACUAUGCCCUUAAAUUAUGUACUGUUUUUGAUAUGGAAAAGUAUAUACAGUAUAUUCUUGUGUGUUGCAAAAUGCGAAACGGAAGUGACCGUUGUUACCUAGACGACACUGUGGUCCUUAACUGUCACGAACAUCAAACUACAGCUCUUCCUUGCAUGUAAGUAUUCAUUCAUUUAUUGUUUUGUAUGUAAUGUUUACUGUAUACCUACAGUAUAUUUAUUAAUUUAGCAAAACAUCAUUUAUUUUAUUUUAUCAAUGCAGUGUAGCGUCACUAAACUCGGCCCUCUCGUGGUGAGUUCCGGGUAAUAUCAGCCGUUCACACUUUGAAUUUUCACCGGAAAAAGUAGACCAUCCGCGUACUUUGAGAAUACUCAUUUCAACAUACUAUGAUUUGGGACAUACUAAUUCUAUUUUCGAAUACUAUUUAAAACGGAUAGUAUGCAAAUUGGGAUGCAUCGUUCGUGUCUUCGGUUAAUUUUGCUUCUCAAAUAAAUGCAUCUUGCCUUUAAAGUCCCAGUGAACUGGAAGUUGCGAUCGUUUUUACUUCCGUAUUCUGACACAUUUCCGAGUGAAACUGAAUUUCGAAUGAGGAAAAAUGAGUGGGCGUGGCUUGUGUUUUCUUAGCGAUUUGAUUUGAUGUAUAAAAACAGCCAUUGCAUUUUGAAAUGUAACUGGCAGCAGACUGACAGUUGAAGGGGAGGAGUUAACGGAUGCUCCGCCCAAGCCGUCUAACUUACGUCAUUUGAGAUGGAUGGUCACUCCAGGGCAGAAGUGCAUUUUCAGAUUUUAACUGAAUAUUAUGAGGGCACAUGAAUUUUAAAAAGAGAAUGAGCCACAUUGAUAAGCUAUUUACAAUUUCAUGAAAGAAUAGGAAUUGUAAUUUUUUUAUUUCACUGGGACUUUAAAAGUGUUUAGAUAUUCAUACUGUACAACAAAGCAAAAAUACAGAGUAAGAAAAUCAUUUAUGCAUUGUCGGCUCAUGUUCGGCUAUGUUUUAGGAAUUAACGUGUGGAUUCAUAGACCACACCUGUUAUAAUCAACACAGCAGUUUUGUCUUGUUUUCAUUAUGAACAAAUCAGUCUUAUAUGGACCUGAAAUAAAGGCACAAUUUCAACCGGGCCCGAUAGAAUCAUCAAAACCUCCAUACACCCUCGUGUAUCUCCUGUAACAUUAGAAUUUGAUCAUAUUAAUCCAGGAAAGAAAAUGACAGUCUGUCCAUGCCAAAUGGGUCGAUGUUACUGUAUGUCUCAUUUGCAAUGUAAUCUCUCUCAUUGAGUUUCUCGGUGCGGGCACAUUCAGUUCUGUUUCCUGAUGUGUGGUAUAAACCCUUCUGUUCACCUCGCUCAAGGACACAAACUGUCUUUAUUUCUCUCCAAGGUGUCAUGUACCACAUUCGUUUUUUUCCACUGGGUAUGGCAGUGAAUGCAUGCAAAUAUCUGGACUGUUUUUCUUUACAUUUGUCUUCUCAUUUGCAUAUGUCAUGGAUUUAGCCCUGACUAAACUGCUGUCUGAUUGUUGGAAUGGAGAUGGCUGGCCGGCCAUGUGACUAUUUUAACGUCCUUUCAAAGCAGACUCAUACAGUACCCGCUCACCGCAGCCCUGAUGCAGGCUUUGACGUGAUGGAGACAAGCGCUUGCAGGAAAGAUCAGACAGAUUCCCUCGAGUUUCCCAGCAUCACAUGUAAAUCAGGGUACUUUGUUUCUUUUCUGUUUUAACAAAGCACGAUGUACUGUAAAUACCUAGUGCCUAGUAUAUCUACUUUCCAAAUAGUCUCUUUUAGUGCUGUGUGUGCGUGUGUUUGUGUGGCUCUACGAAAGACAAAAUGCAACGUUUAUGUGUCCUUUUUUGAAGGAAUAGUUAAGCCUGAAAAUGAGAAAUCUGUCAUUAUUUAGCCUUCUCCCCCUCAUCCCAGAGGAAAAUGGUGAUGGUCCUAGAUGAUUCUCCUAAAGUUGCUUAAGAGAAAUUAAAGCAAGAAUUGUUUAAAUGCAUGAAGAGGAAUAAACGAAUGCAGAUUGUGGAGGUCAAAUAAUCUGGAUUUGGGUCAAUUUGAUGAGAAAUGUUUGAGUUCAUAUCAAGAUCUUCAAUAAUAUUGACUUUUGAUUGCAGACUUGACAAAUCUGAGCUCAGUUUGACACAUUGUUGACAUCUCUUCUCAAACUCCAAUGACAGAGACAUUGUUUUCUCAGGAGAAAAAUCUGAGACGCUGAUGAGAUUUAAACAAGUUUCCAUUUGCAUUUUAUUUAAUCUCAUGCAUGAGAAAUAAUUGAGAUAUUAAAAAGCUGUCAUCUGUCACUUUUAUGGGAUGUUGUUUCAAACCUGUGUCCUGUUUUGUGAGACAGGAAGAUGGGUAAAUAAUGACAUAAAUCUUAUUUUCGGAUGACCUGUUCCUUUAACCUUGCAAUAUGUGUACUGUAGCUGCUAAUAAGUGUUAGAGAAACAAUUAACCCAGCAUAAGCCCCAUGCGGGGUGAGAUGAAUUGCACAUUUCUGUUUGUUUGGAAUCCCAAGUCGUGUACGAUACACUGAGCGAGAUUUAUAUUAGAGUCAUUGUUUAGGAUCAACCCAACUUCAGCACAGGUCCAGUGGGAGCUUUUGGGGUUUUUGCUGUAGCAGAUCAAAGACAUCACAGCGAAAUGACAAACAUCUGUAGACUUUUUAGCACACGUAAGAAAGACUUCUCAGGUUGUCUUGUUAGCCAUUUCUAGAGCCUUUUAAAAGCAUGACCUAACGAUGUGUAGCUAAUACAAACAACACAUAUCAACCGAUGUUACUAAAUAUACUCUAUAGUGACUACUAACGUAGGAUCACUGAUCGAGUUAUUUGUUACACACACAUUUUAAAGUCAAUAUGAAAUGCGUUUUACUUCUGUAGUGUUUGUUUUUGAGGACAUUGAAUUGAUCAAGAAAAGCUGCCAAUGGAAUCAGAGCUGAAAGCGGAAUGAUGUCAAGUACUGACAAACACCUUUGUAGUGUUUUUUUAAUCAGUAUGUGGAGGUCAAAUGGUCAAGUUCACCCUCCAGAUCAUCUUCGUAUGUCCCGAUUCAAACCUCACAAUAUUUGCUAUUAUCGAUGUAAAUUCAGUUACAUUAACUAUUGGUAAGAUUUUAAAAAAAGGCUUGACGGGUGUUAUGGCUAUUGGGUCACAUUAACCAUUAGCCCACACGGCUUGACGCCAAUGAAAAAGUCAUUUCAAAAAUAGAGCAAGGAAGGUUAUUGCAUUUUAAAGGAAGUUUCUUGCGCAGAAACAAUGAUAAAUCUUGCUUAGAAAAGUAAAUAUAGGUUCAGUUUGGAUUUCAUGUUGACUUUGAUAAACAAACAUAAAAACACCUACAACAACAACUGAAGAAGGACAUGCAAAUUUCAAAGUGGCCAUUUUAAUAAAUACUUCAGACUAUAUUUGAAGGGUCAGAAUUGUACACUCUGUCAGCGGGGAGAACAGCAGCAAAGCUUUGUUUAGUUUCAUCUCUUUCAUAUACAGCCAUCCACCUGUUCUGAGAAACGAUCUUGAACUUCCUAAAAAACAAACUGACGUUGAUAGGACAGUUAUAUCUGUCGUACUGUAUUCGGUGUCUCACUUCUCAAAAUUGUCUUACUGCCUUCGUCUCAUGCGUCUCGCUGUCGUUUCCCUUGAACUCACACAAACCAUCCAAUUAAACCCGAUUCAAUGAAACGUCAGAUUAGGCAUUUGUCUCCACCGCUCUAGACUAAAUGGAUCCGGAUUUGUGUCUAUUUUUGCUGACCCGAACCCAGCUAAGCCUCUGAUGUGCUGCUACGUCCUCUGGCUGCUGGUUUGGGUUUUCAGGUUUAACCGCAUCAACUCAUUCAGAAAUGAUAAUGAUCACCAGUUAUUCACCCUCACUGUUGGUUCAUACCUAUAUAACUUUUUUUAAUGCAAAAGUCAUAUGGGUUUGUAAUAGAGAUGCACCGAUAUAUCGGCCAAUGAUCGGUAUCGGCCGAUAAAAGCAAGUUUUCACACUCGGCUAUCGGACGAUAGCUGAUAUAUCCUGUCAAUCACAAGAGGACAGGAAAACGCAGUGAAUUUGUGCUCUGUAUAUAGAAAAUGUUAAGAGACAUCACCAGUUUGAUGUUCAAUAUUAACAGUCAUUAUAUGAAUUUUAAACAUUCAGAAAUCGGUAUCGGCAGAUAUAACUCUGAAUAUAACUGAAUAAUCGGCUAUCGAUUUUGGUGGAGAAAUUUAGUAUCGGUCUAGUUUGUAACAUUAUCGGGGUGAGUAAAAGAUGACAGGAUUUUCAAGUGUACUGUUCCUUUAAGAAGUCAUAUUUGUCUUAAAAGUACUGUUGUAGUGCAGUGGUAUUUUGAUACCAUAGCAUUGCUUGUUGUUUGCAGUGAAGUACUUCAAUAAAAAUAUGAUAUUCCCAUCACAGUAGUGUCCAAAAGUAUUUUCAUGGCACUUGCUGCUUUGCUGCCGUUCCCCCUACUGAUGGUGAGACUAAAGGUAGAUAUGUGCUCUCUGCAAGGGCCCUAAGCCUUAAUCACUGUUGGCUGUGUGUGUGUGAUGUUCUCCGCUGAAUGCACUAUCACACACUUCACUGUGUAGAUAUUAGUCAGCUGUCCCCUCUGAAGGUCACAUGUGGUGCGCUGGGCUAGAACAGUUUUGGUCCAGUUGGCAGCAGACUCAUUCGCUGGCACAGUCUUCUUCACUCACCGGGCCAGAAUCGUUUUUACCCCCUCAACAUUAAGCUGUAAGGGUUCCACAUCUCCACCUUGUGACCUUUGUGUCAUUCCGUAGGUCAUGAUGGGCUCAUUCUGAAGACCACACGCUGUUUCAGUUUCUUUAAAAAAACUGGAGGAGAAAAAAUCACAAAAGUCUGCUUAUAGCUCGUGAUCUUGUGUCACGCCAAAUCCCCACGCUUGGGGUGGCAGUUUGUAAUGCCGGAAUAAAAAGUCUAUGGUUUAUUGUUUAAGUAUGUUUGUAUUGACAAAAUAAGCUACAAGAGAAUAACCGCCAUAGAUACUGUAUUUAUACAUAGAUGCCUAAUUUGACAGCUCCAAACAUGUUGCUGUGUCCGCCAUUUUGGAACGGUCACUCACAUUUCAGUAACUCACAAUAAAUAUCAAUGAAUUUUCCAAGGUACAAUCAAGCCACGGCACUGGUUGUCAAAGACUUUUUGAACCAAUGUUACUUUUUAAUGUUGUGUUAGUUAAUGCCUUUGUCUUGUAUUGUGUCAGUUUAGCAAUUUUAAUGUUUAGGUCUACACAACAGCAUGUGCAUAACUACGGAUGUAGAUGCACAGUCAACUAGCACUUGAGUGUUCACGGACCAACUUUGACUGUUCCAAUAUGGCGGACCAUAGAAACAGCUGCUAAUGAGGCAUCUAUGUAUAAAUCUCUAUGCGUUUGCCUAAGCAAAAUGCUUAUUUGGUCUUGCAGCAUGGUCGGAGGAUAAGGUGAUUUUUUUAUUGCUUCAAUGGGGUUUUGGGCACCCCAAAAUCCAGCUAGGACCAGCAAACCAGCUUAUGCUGGUUUACAAUGAACACUGAGCACACAAAGGUUUAUGAAUAAUAACUUAGAAUGUAAAGACUUUGGCUGUGCACGCAAAGAGGAAUAUUUUUUGACUAUUUGUUUGUUUCAUGUCGUUUUUAAAAAACAACAAAUGAUCCAUUUUAAUGGUUGAGUAUGCGGUUCAACAAGUUACAUUUUAGGAAAUGUAAACCGGCAGUGAAAUAAAUAAUAUUCCAAGAAUUUCAUUUUGGGUUGGAUUUGUCAAGAAACUUUAUUUAGUACACUAAUGUGUCUGCUGUCAGAAAGGGAAUCUGAUUUUCUCUGUCCCCGAUAUUUAUCCUCUGAAAUCAACAGUUCGAUGACUCUGUUAGCUGAUGUCUGUGGCUCUGAUACGCUACGACUCCUACUGAAUAUUAACCAUGUCUUUUUCAGUGAUCUGAUUCAUCGGUGACAAUGUUGUUAAAGCGUUCCUUACAAAUGAUGACUUGUUGUGCAAUAAAAAGAUAACAUU